AUGUCAAAUACCAUGGUUACAGCUACAGAAUGGCUUAGUAGAAACCUUUCAUAUAAAACUGAUUUUUAUGCAACACUUAAAAAAUCUCAAAAAUCUCAUUCACAUCUUACAAUUACUUCUUUUAGCAAGUCUUAUAAUAAAAGAGAGCAAUUCGUUCUUGAGUUUGUUAAAAUAUUUGCUGGAGCUGACAUAUCUUUUGAGAAAAUUGAAUAUUUUCAACCUUUUACAAGAGCAUU
Molecule: messenger RNA, 236 nt
Organism: Racocetra persica
Lineage: Eukaryota; Fungi; Glomeromycota; Glomeromycetes; Diversisporales; Gigasporaceae
Source: the annotation of a GenBank genome assembly